AUGGACAAUGAUUUCGACCGCCUCUUUGCUACUUACAAGUCUAAACUUGAGCCCAAUCAACAUUCAGACCAGGUUGACUCAAGUCUGGGAAUUGAAGAUGAUAAUGAACGACCAUAUCGAAUCCAACUAGAGGAUGUCACUCAAGAGAAUCACCCAUGGGGAGAUAUCGCAGCAGUUUAUCGGACUGGCGAAAACGUCAAGCAGCAGAGGCGCAGAGAGUCUCGUUUCGGCGAUGCUGCAUUGGUUUUGCGGCACAUAGUCGUAAAAAAGCAAAUGGAAGAACGUUUGAUAUCGCAGCUCGAGAUCCAGUCCAGUACUCUGCGGAGUGCUUUCAUCGAAAUUGCUACAGGGCUCGUCAAUAUCAACCUACAUCAAGAUCCCAUCAUCAUUCCUGAUCCCUACGUGGAGAUCUAUCAUUGCCAAAGGCGGAUUCAAGAUGCAAUUGAUGCGUCCAAGGAUAAAUCUCUGCGAGAUCAGCUGCAGCUUCUGCAGAAGUUCCGGGAGGAUUACAUGGCCCGUACCAUCACUGAUCUACAAGCUUUGGAGCCCAAUGGGUUGAUUACAUUCGACCUGCUGUCAUUCAUCUUUGCUCCCGGUCACUCAGUUGUUCUGACCAACCGCUAUCUUUCACAUUUACCAACGCACUGGAUUGCCCUGCUUCACAGCUGUCAUUUUAUCAAAGAUCCUAAUAAGGAGGAGAAGAAUCUGGAACUCGAGCUCAGACUGAAGUAUACCGGGUUUAACGGCACUGUUUUUGGUUCUGUGAACACAACCAUUAAACUAAGUCACUUCAUCGGCACGAAGAACAUCACGGAACUUCCUGUAUACCCUAUCAAGUAUCACUCAGAUCCUCACAUUCUGCUCGAUUCUUUGAAGGUCAGGGGAUCGGAAUACUCCAGGCUGUGUUUAGGCGGUUCCGGGGCUCCUUUGACCCAAAAGAUCUUUGGCUCUCAUAUCUACUACCGCGGGCCUGUUUGGGAGGUUCGCGGCAAUGAUACCAGGGGUCGCUCCGGCGCCACCCACGAGAACAGUUCUUCGGCGCUUCUAGACAUGUUUCUUGGUCCCCCCACGUCUGAGGCAAGCAUAAAUCUACCAUCAGGGCGAUUCCCCGUCGUCAAACAAGUCUAA
This is a messenger RNA of Colletotrichum siamense, 1128 nucleotides long. RefSeq lists its product as uncharacterized. Bases 1 to 1128 code for a protein of 375 amino acids. NCBI's taxonomy places the organism in Eukaryota, Fungi, Ascomycota, Sordariomycetes, Glomerellales, Glomerellaceae. The record is from RefSeq and is a predicted model, not a curated record. The transcript has a single exon.